GUCGUAAUAACCACAAAGCGAGGAAAGAUAUCGAAAAGUGAACCCUUUAAUGAUCAAUUAGAAGAUAUAAAGAAAGUUGGCUUUGCAAUUGAUGGUGUGGAACACAAGGCACGAGAACUGAUACAUGAUGAUGAGUUUGAAAAGUUUAUGAGUCGAAUAGAACAAGAAAAGGAGCAACGACGAAAAGACUUGGAACAACUGGAGAGGUAUAAACCAAAAAAUAUAUAUAUGGAAAAUGGUGUGCUCCCUGAACGAUCAACGUGUGAUUCUUAUGAUAUGCCUUGGGAUUCUCAUUACCAAAUUGGACCUGAAACUCUUCUCUUAGCUUCGCGUGGGGCAUCAUUCAAUGCACGUGUUCGAGAUUAUAGGAGAGAGUUGUGGGGUGACGGAGCACCACUUGUGACUGAAGGUUACCUCGGUUUCAGAAACCAAGAUAUUACAGUCCGAGAACGACGAAGAUUCACGGAUUUAGUCAGAGAAGAUAAAGAGAUUGCAAAAAGUGUCGCUAAUCUCGAUCGUGAAAUAAGAAUGUCGCAAAGUGGCGCAUUGAGACGCAUACAGAAUAAUAUUGAAAGAACCGUUCCGAUUUUGAAAAAAGAAGACGGAACCUUUGGUGCCAUAUUUAAAACUCGCUUAAAAGAUGUCGCAUUCGCUCAUGAAAUAUCAAAUGCCAUUUUCGAAUGCACAGUAGUUGCAAAUCCCGCAGCAUCAGUAACCUGGUUUCAUCACGAGAGUGCCUUAACUAACAAUGGAAAAUAUAAAAUUUUCCACGAUAGCGGUCAGUGCAAAUUGAUUAUUUUAAAUGUGUCAACUGCGGAUUUGGGAGAAUAUUCGUGUAUUGCUACCAAUGAACUUGGCAUGGACCGGACUUCAGCACACAUAUUCAUCGGAGAUGUACCAGCUCCUCCUGGGAGGCCAGAAGUUGAAUUAUGUUCUGAUACCGAAGUUUUUAUCAUAUGGGAAGCACCACUGGUGGCCAAUUCUCUUGAAGGCCUAAUUUACAAGCUAGAAAUGCGGCCUGCAGGAGAAAAUGAUCAUUUUUCUGAAUGGCGCUUGGUGUCUGAUCAGUUGGAUGAGGAAGCCGUAAUUGUUCGUUACCUGAACCCACUGGGAAUUUACCAGUUUCGUGUUACUGCGAAAAAUGCAUUUGGAUGGGGAUAUCCGUCACUGACCUCACGUAUCAUCCGAACCCAUGCGAAAAACUCACUGAAACUACAAAUUGACCUUCUGAAGCAACAAUAUCAUCUGUGCAUUUUAUCCAAGCCGCCAAAAUCGAUUAUUUCCAAGCAAAAAUUGUCUGGAAUCACUGAAGAAGAAGAAGAUAAAUUACAGAAUGACGAGUCAUUAAAUAUACUUGAAUCUGAACAACUUAUGCUAAGCUUAAACGAUGAUCCGAAUAAGAGAUUCCAGAUCAUAUCGGAAUUGUGUCGUGGUCGGUUUGGUCUUAUAGUUAAUGCUUCUGAUUCACGCAGUGAAGUAGGCCCGUUUUGCAUUGCCAAACUUUUAAAUUCGUCAACAGGACGAAAUCCUUCUAUCGAAUUCGAAAUACUUAAAGAAUGUCAGCAGGAAAACGUUGUUCAUUUAAUAGCUGCAUUUGUUAAGAAUAAUAUUUAUUAUUUUUUUAUGGAAAAACUUAGCGAAAAUAUUUUUGAACGAUUCCUUCGCAAUGAUUAUUAUAAUGAGGAACAAGUGUGUAGAUCGAUCAUGCAAAUUUGCUCUGCAUUACAUUGGAUUCAUUUUAAAGGGUAUACUCACCUCGACAUCGAGCCUACCAAUGUCAUGUUUACAUCAAAGCGUGCAUGGAGUUUAAAAAUUGCGGAUUUUGGAUCAGCUGUGGAAACUGGAACUAUCUUAGACGAGUCUGUACAAUUAAAUACCUACUGGGCUGCUCCUGAGCUCCAAGAAAGAAGACAGCCAGUAACUAUGCAGAGUGAUGUUUGGAGUCUUGGAGUCUUGACUUUUUGUCUAUUGAGUGGCUAUCAUCCGUAUGCAGCCCAUGAUAGCUCUGAAGAUGAAGUCAAAGAGAACAUACUUCGUCAGAAAUGCGAUCCAAAUUUAAUUCAUGUUCAGGCUACACAAGAAUCUCUUCGCUUCGUCACAUGGGCCUUGAAGAAAGAUCCGAUAAGACGCAUGCGAACGGAUGAGGCCUUAAACCACCACUGGUUUUCGGGUGAAUUGUCACUGGUACGCCGUCGAGAAAAUAUCAAAUAUCCAAGCAGCCGCUUGAGAAGGACAUGUACAUUCACUUUUAAUAAAUUAAAUCGAAAUAAUAACCAAACUCUUUUGUCAUUAAUCCCAGGAAAUUCUAUUUAA
Messenger RNA from Dracunculus medinensis (Guinea worm), 2313 nucleotides. NCBI's taxonomy places the organism in Eukaryota, Metazoa, Nematoda, Chromadorea, Rhabditida, Dracunculidae. The record is from the annotation of a GenBank genome assembly.